Cyclospora cayetanensis is the source of this 1674-nucleotide messenger RNA. RefSeq lists its product as uncharacterized. The record is from RefSeq and is a predicted model, not a curated record. Lineage: Eukaryota; Apicomplexa; Conoidasida; Eucoccidiorida; Eimeriidae. The transcript is spliced from 11 exons. The annotation marks the transcript as partial.
CAGCAGCAGCAGCAGCGCAAAGCCACCGCUGCUGCUGCUGCCAGUUUGAGCAGCAAAAAAACUGCUGCAGUGCCUAACAGCAACCGCAGCGGGGGUAGCUCUUCCGCUGCAGCAGCAGCCUCCACGCAGCAGCAGCAGCAGCAGAUACACCAGAGACGGCCACAACAACUCAAAAAGCAUCAGACAUUCCAAGUAUCCGACGUUCCUGAAGACGCCUUGUUAGCUUUUCCUUCCCUUGCACAAAGCCUUGAAGCACUGCAGUCUGCAGAAUCUACCAUUGGGCAAGCCACAGAGAGAAUUCUCACGCUUUUGAGAGACACCCACAAUCCGUGCCUCCAUCUCCCCGCUAACAGACAGUCGCUGCCUUUGCUGCUUUCUCGAUGUCGCCUGCGCAUCUUCAUUUACAACACGCACGCAAAUCAACAGCCCCCACCUACCGUCUCUGAGCACCACGCGCCACACUUCCAAGUGCCUCCCCUUCACGAGCUGCAGCCGCCCGCUGCUGUUGCUGCUGCUGCUGCUGCUGCAACAGCCGCUGCUGCUGCAGCUGCUGCUGCUGCUCAGCAACAGCAGCAGCAGCAGCAGCAGCUGUUGCUGCCACCCCCCGCGCUGACUUCUCUCGUGCAGGAACCUCCGCCUUCUUGGGCAUUGCAUAUAAAGGGGCAAGCUUUGGAUAAGCAGGUGCGUCUGCGCUGCUGCCUCUCUUCCUUCUUCGAGCGAAUUGUUGUGCUAACUGGCUCGCAGACUGUGGCGUGGCAUUGGGGUGGGGGUGAUCCUGUGGAAGAGCUCGUGCUGCAAAGGCGGGGUGACACCCCCUUGACGUUGAAGAUCCUCUUUUUCCUCAAGCACAGGCUUCCCACAUUUGGGCUUUCCCCCCAGCUCUCGGCAGUUUGUGCAGGCCAGAGGCAGCUCUCACUCUGCUCAGUCCUCCGUUGCAUCUUCUCGUACUGCCUCACCAAGGGGUUGGUGCUCUCCGGCAGCGGGAGCAGCAGUUGCAGCAGUCUGAACAGCAACAGCGGCAAGCCGAAUUACAAGGGAGUCCGCUUUCGCACAGACGAGCUGCUGCGGCGAGUGUUUGGAUCUGAUGUACAGACAUUUGGAUUGCCCGACCUGCCCGAGUUGCUACGUCAACACCUUCUGCCACCAACCCCCGUCGUUAUCACACACAAUUUGCGCCUCUCAGGCGAUUGGCUUGAAAGCGAGCACACGUAUGAUUUUUCUCUGGAUUGCAUUGACACCACGUGCAGCGGCAGCAGUAAUUGCAGCGCAAUCAGCAGUGCAGCAACUGCCUGCUGCGUUUUAGGUCUCGAAAGUUGGCUGGCAGCUCCCCACCAGCACGCCCUUUCCCCUGCCCAGCAACAGAAGCAGCUCGCCCUGAAUGCAGAGAUGGAUACUCUUGAUAGCCAGCUGACGUUGCUGCUACAGCAGAUUCAUCAGCGUGUGGCGCAAAUGCAACUCUAUAGCGCCUUGGCAAAAGAUCCCAAGGAGCCCUGGCUAGCCCGUGCAGUGGGACGCUACUUGCAGAGGAAGGCGCUGCCUCUCGAGGAUCAAAUUUGCAAAGUAUUCGCGGCGUAUGGACUUGCAGAUCCGCGAAAGAGACAGCGCGAGGUAAGCGUGUGGCGUUGCCGCCUUGAGCGGGGUCGGGAGGAAGAGGAGGGACGAGGCGUUGCUUAA